Molecule: messenger RNA, 7706 nt
Organism: Orbicella faveolata
Lineage: Eukaryota; Metazoa; Cnidaria; Anthozoa; Scleractinia; Merulinidae
Biological process (GO): actin polymerization or depolymerization; barbed-end actin filament capping; cytoskeleton organization
Cellular component (GO): actin cytoskeleton; cytoplasm
Molecular function (GO): phosphatidylinositol-4,5-bisphosphate binding; actin filament binding
Source: RefSeq, a predicted model, not a curated record
CUUAUUGUUUUUUUGGCAUCUUUAAUUUCAGCUCAGUUGUAACAUAACCAAUUUGUUCGUUGAUUCUAUUACUCAAAAACUGGAAAAUUAGUGGGCAUUGCAGUGGACUAAAAGCAUUCAUACCUUUUAUUGUCUUUCAGAUCUGUUGUUUUCACUUGUGUGUGACAGAAUGUGUUGUUUUUAUCGAUAUUGACUCAAAUUUUCGACGAUCUAGAAUGAACAUAUUAUAAUUCAUGUCAUGCUUAAAUGUGAUUGUAGCUGGUUUUUCAGUUGUAGGGUUCAACAAAAUGUUGGACUUUAACAGUUUAGUGUACUAAUCAUUUUAAUGUUGAUCUUAAUGCCACGAUGAAGACAUCAACCCUCAAGAUAUCACUAAGCCAGGAGUACUUGAAAAAGCCAUUGUCAGCAAGAACAUUUACAACAAGUGUUUCAAUUUCAAUUGGAGAACAUUUGGAGAGUUUAAGCAAGCAUGCUUCUUACCCAAGUAUCACUGACAAUGAUUUGGUUUGUAACUGUGGAGUUGAGCAAAUAGAUACUAACAUGUCACACAGAUAUAAAGACUCACAGUCUCUACCUUCUUCAUUACCAAGAAGAUACUAUUCUCUUCCAAAGAAUUAUUCAGGAUCAAACACUACUAAUGGUAAAGAUUCAUCACACCCUACAAGGUACAGAUCAACUUCUUCAUCAUCUACAAAUUCAUCCACGACACCUUCAUCACAAUCUUUGAGAUAUGGAAGUUUGCGGACUUAUGGUACUUCAACAAACUCUUCUUUAACUGACGAUCUAAAGAAACCAACAUCUCGCAGAUUGGGCACCAGUUCUCUGAGUAGCCGACCCGUUGGUAGCAGUAGUAUUCUGCGCAAAAGUUCCUAUGGUAGCAUUAAAACCGGUUCUACAUCAACAACUCUAAGAGAUUCAACUCCCUCAUAUUCAGCAAGACAUGUGUCAACUAUUUCAAACAGAAAUGCUGGUAGAUCUUCUCUUAAUACUGACUCAAACUGGAUCCCAGGAGGAGUUCCUAUUAGACAGCGAUCAAGUAUUACACUGCGUGAGACUGAGUGUGGAUGGGGUCCCAGUGACCCUCCUGUUAGACAACAUUCGAGUAGUUCUUUAAGGGAUUCUCCUUUUACACUGCCAGUGAGGAGAACACGCUCUUCUUCAUCACAAGGUUUUAAUAGUGACAGUGAAACUCACACUUCUUGUAGUCGAAAAUUGAGUCUCGAAACAGUGUCAAGAAGACCUAUUUCACCUUCCUCUGUUAAUGACAAUGAUUAUGGCAAAAGUGGGGAAAGUCAAAGAGCUUCUUCGUACAGAAAACUUAGCCCAGUUGAAACAACAUCAGCAACUUCAUCUCCAACUGUUCAUUAUGCAGGAAGUCAUGGGGUAAAGUCUGACAAACCAGCAUCGCUGACAUCACCCACAGUUCAGUAUUUUGGUAGUCUUCCACGCAAAGACUCGCCAAGCUCGAAGAGUGAAGCUAGUACAACAAGUGGCUCGCGAAGACAAAGUGGCAGCAGUGGUAGUCAGGGCGCCUCAAGUGAUAAUGGUGACGAGCUAGAAUCUUCUGCAGCAAGAAAUAUUUCACUUUUAAGUAGGGAGAUUGCCAGCGUUUAUGAAGGAUCUCUUAACAGGAGUGAUUCCAAAAAAGGAAAAACACCAAACUUAGUGAAGAAGCAAGAAUCGAUUGAGGGAAAUAGUUCAAAGGAAAGUGCAAAACUAGAGAAGCAGUUAUCAAGUGAAAAGAAGUUAAAUAGCAGUGGGAAAUCUUCCCAGCGACAAAGUUCAGGAGGGGAGGAGGGUGUGAAAUUUAAAAAGAGUCAUAAAAGGAGCGUUAGUGCUGGAUCUGCAACUGCAGUAAAAGAUGAAAACAAAGUGAAGCCUGCUAGAAAGAUUACAGGCCUUUUUUCACGUAAAAAGUCUCGGGAAUCAACUGAUUCUGAAGAUGAUGAAGACAGAUUGCAGAAGAGAAGUUCUGGGCUUUUUUCCAGAAAAGACUCAAAAGAUUCUGUCAAAGACUCUGUCAAAGGUUCACCAACAAGAAGGGGAUCGUCAUCGUCUUCACAUUCUCCACCUGUGACACCUCCAAAGAGAAAGAUAUCUGGUCCUGGUAGGUUUUUCUCAUUUUCCAGUGACUCAAAGACAACUCCUGAAUUGCUGAAGAAGUUUUCUGUGCCUGGAAAAUACUUUACAAAUAAAGAAGCAAAAUCAGGCGAAGAGUCCAGUGAUUUAGAGUCGGAAAGUUCAAGAGCUUCUCGACCACCACUGAAACGACGUGUUUCUUUGCCAGGGAUGUUAGGUUUACCAAGAAGUUCUAGUGCUGAAAGGACUUUUGGUGGCCGUCGCCGUAGUCCUGAGCCAUUGGUAGAUCCUGCACUUCUUCAAAGAAGGAGAAGCAAUUUUAAGAAAGCUCAGUCUUUUGAUGUCCAGAUUGAAAAGGGAAAGAAUUCCAUGCUAAGUAAAUUGAAAUUUUGGGAUCAAACCAAAAAGGAUAAGUCACCUGACUCAAGGCAUUCCACAUCACCUGAAGAGGGAAGAUCACGAUCAACUUCUCCUGUGGUGGAACCAUUGGCAGAUGAGAAUACUACAGAAGAGAAAUCAGAGAGCAAAACACCACAGUCAAGGAAAAGCAGGGAGAGAAUGGCGAGGAGGAAAUCUUCACAGGAAAAAGAAGUCCCUGAGUUGAAAAUCACCUCUGAAUCGAUCAAACCAGACACAACAUCAGCCACAUCAGGUGAUGAGAAAUUACAAGUUUCUCCAAAGGUAACACAAUCGUCUAAGGAAGAUGAUAGUGUUAAUAAGACUGUUAAAGAACCUAAAGUUCGUUAUGUUGGCCCAGUAGAAACGCCGUCACCGUUGGAGUUACGUGCAAGGAAACGAGCUGAGUGUAAAGUGAAUUCUGUUGACAAAGACAAUGGAAGUUCUCUUGAUGCCACAGAGAAAUCAGCACACUCUAAGGAGCCAGCAGCAUCUAAUGCUGAUAAAGUGCAAGUCAAGCCUUUGGAUGCCAAUGAUGGUUCAACAAGAGAUACUGUGUUGAAGUUGAGAGAGAGAAGGAGGAGGAGGCGUGAAGAAAGGGAACGUUUCUUUGCUGGUUUGCAGCCAGCAGCAAACAUGACUAAGGAGGCCAGACAAAAAGAUCAGACCUUACAGUCUGAAAAUGGCAAAAAUUUGAAGUCAGAUGCUACCGUUGAAGUGAUUCAAGAUAAGGUUGAUGGAAGAACUACUACUGCAGAUAAUAAACUUGAAGAAAAAAUUAGAAAGGUUUCUACUGAAAGAAACAAUCACAGAGAAGUAGAACAUAUUCCAAAGAUCAGCAUUAUUGGGAAGAGAAGUUCGGUUGAUGAUGUACAAAAAGGAAAAAUGAAAAAUGGUAAGCCGCGAUACAAAACAAUUGCUUCAUCAGUGCAUGCAGAUAUUAUAAAUGAUCUGAUCAGAGAGAAAGGUCUCAAAACGACCACUAACACUGAAGUCAAAAUUCCUUCUGUUGCUGAACUCAGAGCAAAGUUCUUGAUUUCUAAAGACGACGCCAAGGUCACACCCCCAAGGCCUAUUCUAAAGCUUGAAGACCGACCUCAUAGUAUCUGUGGAGGGGUUUUAUCACCAACUGAGAUGAAACAGUUUGAAGACAUUACUUUCUCUCUCGCCAAGAAAGCUUCUUCUGAUGAUGUUAAGAUGAAGAAAUUUUCUGACAGUAGCAGUGACUCUUUGCCAAAACUUGACAUGCAGCGGAAACCCGUAUCUGUUGCAAACAACGAGAAGAGCCCACCUUCUUCACCCAGUGCUAGAAGUUCCUCCAAGAAGGAGAAGAAAGCUGACAAGGUAACAAAUGAGGAAAACCAGGUAAACGAAGAACAAGAUUUAAGCCCAGAAAAUGACUCUCUGAAAAGGAGAAGAGGAAGCAAAAAGAAAAGAAAGAAGUCAUUAUUUGGAAGUGAUAAGGACAAGGAGCCAAAAAGCCCUGAGGAAGAUGUUGAUAUGCCACAGCACGGAGCAGUCUCUUCAGCAAUCAAAGCCAUGUUUUCACGCAGGCCAUCUACUACGGACAAGGUUAAAGUGUCUAGGAAACAGCGAUCAAAAACACUGCCUGGUUCACCAGAGGGGGACACUGUCAAAAGUGGGACAGAAUCAAGAGAACGAAAGAAGUCUGCUCCUGAAUAUACAGCUGAAUCAAAGACUCCUGAUGCACAACCUGUGAGAGUUCAGAAGAAAGAUGCAAAGGAUGAAAAAAUUGUGAAAAUCGAGAAGGUUAAAGAUCUUGAAAAAGAGAAGGACAUAGAGUUACAGCCAAUUGCAGACCUUGAGCAAAAACCUGUGAAGGAAAGGAAAUCCCUUAAGAAACCUUCCAAAAACAAAAAGAGAAAGUUCAACUCAUCUAUGAAACCCUUCAGCAUGAUGAAGACCAAAUCGGAAUCCAAUCUUGCACAGCGAUUUGAUUUUGUCGCAGUGGAUAUUCCCCUUGAACCUGAACCAGAACCAGAGAAAAAAGAUGAAGAUGUGAAACCCCUCAAAGAGGAUCAACAAGAUGAACAGAUCAAGCAAGAUGUCCCUCCAGCAUCAGGUCAGAAAGGAAGGCGGCCGAGUGAGCUUGAAGAAGGUUUGAAGGAGUUUUAUGAUUUGAAAGCAACAGCUGCAAAAGAUGAGUCAAAGGCUCCAGAAAUCACUCUUGAAGAUCUGGAUGCUAUUUCAAUGCAAACGGCACAACAACUGACAUCUCUAGCAGGAGACAGAACAAGAAUAAAGCCAAAGCGUCAUCACAAAACAACGACAAACCCGAUUAAAAACUUGCAACAGAGAAAUGAUGUGAGGACAGAUACUGAGAUUGAGAGACCAAGGAUAGAGAAGAAGCAAGUCACAAGUGAACAUCCUGUCAUCAAGAGAAAGAAAAAGAAAUACAAGGACCCUGAAAACUUGUGGAGACGACACACUCUUGACUUGGCUGCAUCUGCAUUGGCUGGUCUUGCCAGUACAGAAGAUUUCACAAAGGUCAGGCUGCGUAAAACUGCAGGACCGGAGGGAAAGGAUGAGUACAGAGGAACAAAACCCAUCAUGCUUAUUCACAUAAAAGGCCGUCGUCAUCUUCAGGUUCGCCUUGUUGAACCAAGUCUGAAGUCACUGAAUUCUGGAGACUGUUUUGCUCUGGUCUCAGAGAAAGAUCUGUUUGCUUGGAUUGGAAAAGACUGCAAUCCUUAUGAAAAGGCUAAGGUGACAGAGAUUGUCUCCAAAAUCAAAACCAAGAGUGAGUUGGACUGUAAAGCCAGAGACAUUGUGACAAUUGAAGAAGGAGACAUGGACUACAAUGCUGCUCUGGACAAGUUUGCAAGCAUUCUGAGUGGUGAUCUAGGCAGCAAUCCUAUUCGAGAUGCUCAAUCAAUGGCAAAAGAUGAAGAGUACGAGAAAGGUGUUGUGAAAGGGAACAUGGUGUACAAGAUCCAUUGGACAGAGCCGCCAACUCUGAUGCCAGUUGAGAGCAUGUGUGGCCACAUUCCUCAAGUGUCUAUUUUUGACACUAAGGAGGUUUUGAUAUUUGACUUUGGAUCAGAGCUGUAUGUGUGGAAUGGCCAGCAGUCAUUGUCAGGCCAAAGAAAGUCUGCCUUUGCACUGGCGCAGCAACUCUACGAAGAACCGUUUAAACCAUAUGGCAAAAAUUACGAUCCAAUUUUUCCUUAUGGUAAAUCUGACAGCUGCAAUGACCAAGUCGAUAACAAAGUUUCAUCUGGAAGACCAUCAUGGACAUUGUUCGCAAGACUCCAUGAAAAGGCAGAGACGAUUUUGUUCCGUGAGAAAUUCCUUGAUUGGCCAGAUCCAACCAAGAUUAUCAGAAUGAAAGGACAUCCUAGUACCCUUGAGUUGGCACCUGCACCUCCUCCCGUGGAACUGAAGCCCAUUGAUCCCAAGAGCAUGCUGAAGAGUCCUGGACCUCUCCAGAGCCAAAUCUUUGAGGGGGUGAAUGUUGGGCGCGGCAAUGGUGUGCCAACAGUGUGGGUUGGUGAUAUCUACAAAGAAGGAAACCUGGUGACAACUGUUGCUUUGACGGUGUGGCACAUCAAUGAGUACAGACAUUUUGAGUUACCACCUGCAAACAUUGGACAUUUUCAUUCGGGAGAGGGAUAUGUCAUCCGUUGGGCCUACUUUGUACUUGCUGAUAGAAUAGUAAAGGACCGAAAGUCGCGUUGUCGCUCAACUGUUGCAGGGCGUGUACGCUGUGCUUACUUUUUCUGGCAAGGGAAUGACUGUUCAGUGAAUGAGAAAGGUGCAGCUGCCAUAAUGGCUGUGGAGCUGGAUGAGGAGAAAGGGCCACAGGUAAGGGUGGUCCAAGGAAAGGAGACGCCUGUCUUUCUGAAUCUUUUCAAAGGAGGAAUGAUCAUUCACAGCGGAAGUGUACCCAGGAACUGGUAUGACACACAAAAGAAAAAUAUGAUAGAUGAAAAUACAGCAACGUUCUCUGACACUUCGGAAACUCGUUUGUACGUAAUCCGCAAUGAGGAACCAGGAGAAGCCUGCUUGAAUCAAGUCAAAGCAAACUCUUACUCGUUGCGGUCACGAACCAGUUUUGUUCUGGUGUCACGCGGUGAAGCUCACAUCUUUUUGUGGCAUGGCAGCAAAUCCAGUGAGGAUUCUCGUGCCACGGCUAAAGCAGCUGCCAAGAAAAUGCAAGAAAGAAAAAGCAUUGAAUGCAACAUGGCUGGAGUGACAGCUUUCUCUCUUAGCGAAGUUGAGGAAGGAAGUGAACCUGAUGAGUUCUGGAAGGCUAUUGGAGGAAAAAGAUUUUACUGUAGUUUGGCACAUGAUCCCUCCAAACACAACUAUCAGCCGCGGCUGUUUGAGCUGAGCAGUGCUACGGGAAAGUUCACGGCCAGUGAAGUGCUGUGUCCAGCACGGUCUGAGCCAAAGUUAUGCCCCUUCCCAUUUCUACAAGAAGAUCUUUACACUGCUAAACAACCAGCGCUGUUCAUAGUUGAUGGCUAUUAUGAAGUGUACGUGUGGGAAGGAUGGAUGGCUGAGGACGAUGAUGAUGCGCGGACUGGCUCAGGAAGACAGCGCUGGGACCGGGACAGAAAACUCGCCAUGGAAACAGCACUUAACUAUGCAAAAGAGGCUGGUAAGCGGGUCUCCCACCGUGUGUACGUGGUGUAUGCUGGCAUGGAACCAAUGACGUUCAAGGCUCUCUUUCCUUAUUGGAAUGACACACCAGAUGUCAUCAGAAUACAGAAAGCGGAUGGAAAACAACCGAAUGUGAAACACUCUGCCAGCGACUUGCUCCAACAGUUCACAAAGGAUUUUUACACACUGGCUGAGCUCCAGAAGAUUCCUCCUCCCCAAGGAGUAGAUCCUGCAAAACUAGAGAAUUAUUUAAGCGACAGCGACUUCAAGGAGAUUUUCAAGAUGGAAAAAGAAGCAUUUAACAAACUUCCAGGCUGGAAGCAAGUCAAUCUCAAGAAAGCUGUUGGUCUGUUUUAGAGAGGAUUGUUGAAAAGCAAUAGGAAUUUCUUUGAAUCGGCAAAAUUUGAACUGCUUUGAAACAGCGUGAGAAAUCUCAAACGCGUCAAGAAAGGAAAUACAUGCCAAAAAAUACAUGCCAAAGAAUCUUUAGUGAGAUAUGAAAAAUUUCCCGGAGGCGCAUUUCUUUAGUCUCCUCAGGGGCGUAGCCAGGAUUUUUCAAAGGGGAGGGGGGUGGUCACAGUGUCAAAAUUAGGGUACUCACCAGA